Rotaria sp. Silwood1 is the source of this 561-nucleotide messenger RNA. The record is from the annotation of a GenBank genome assembly. Lineage: Eukaryota; Metazoa; Rotifera; Eurotatoria; Philodinida; Philodinidae.
AUGUGUUACAAUAUUAUUGUAAUUAUUUUUCCACCAUGUGAAAAUACCUAUGAUUAUUCUCAACUUACAUGUGGUGAUCCCCUUUGUUAUUAUGAAUUUGACUCAGUAGCAAUGUGGGAUGUUAUAGUUAAUGAUUUAAUACCUACAAUAGUUAUUAUUUACUGCAGUAUUGCUCUUCUUUUACGUGUCAUCUGUCAAAAAUUUCGCAUGCAUCGAACAAUUCGUUGGCGAAAUCAUCGAAAGAUGACGAUUCAAGUAUUAGCAAUUUCACUUCUGUAUCUUUUCAUAUACGUACCAACACUGUUAUUAGAAUUUAUUCAUCGUUGUGGCGUUCCUGAAGAAGUUGGUGCCAGCUUUAUGUUAUAUGCAGAAUUCUUUAAGUAUUAUGGCAAUCUUUUAUUACCUUUUGUAUGUGCUGUAUCAAUGCCUGAACUCAACAAACACAUUAACAAAAUAUUUUCAUAUUGCCGACGACAAACACAAGCAGUUGGCCCUCAACCAUUGACAUUAGCACGUCAUGUAGUUGGUCCACCAUUAAUAGUCAGAGUUAUUGUUUCAUGA